This is a messenger RNA of Diatraea saccharalis (sugarcane borer), 2365 nucleotides long. The record is from the annotation of a GenBank genome assembly. Lineage: Eukaryota; Metazoa; Arthropoda; Insecta; Lepidoptera; Crambidae.
UCUUCAGUGAAAUUGUUUGUUCGGCUUCUGUCGGGCGUCAUUAUUUGAUUUUUGUUAUAAAUUUUAGAAGCUAUCAUUACUAACGCGCUGUGUAUGAAUCGAAAAAUAAUAUAAGAACUAUGUAAUGUGUUUGUUACCCCAAUAUCACAUGUAUUGUUUGUAAAAAGCUGUUAUUUCCGCCAUGACAAUGGGCCACUCCAUCGGGAAGUGUUCGGCGACAUUUGGUCUAUAUUUUGCGUUUAUUGCGUUGUGUUAUCCAGUUUUCGCUGAAGAGAAUUUGGAAAUAGAAGUAACAGCGAAAGGUGAGAUUGGUAGCGAUGCAAACUUCAAUUGCAGUGUCUCCCCAGAAACAGCCGACAUUCAGUGGACCUGGCAAGGAGUACCAAUUGGUGAAUCAAAUCGAACGAAAUUGACAGUAGAAGAGAUCAAGCUACCAGAUAAAGAUCGUGAUGGCAACACUAAGAAAAGGAAGACCCUUCGAUUGUCAGUCGGCAACGUCACUCAGGCAGAUGCCGGCAAUUAUAUGUGUCUCGCUAAAAUCGGUGACAAGGUGGAGAAUAAAAGUGUAACACUGGAUUUGACGUUCCCUGGUCGCCUAGUGAAUAAAACCACCGGGCCCUUGAGACUGAACGUGUCAGUAUCAGGCGAUUCUCACGUCAAGCUGUAUUGCCUCUUCGAAGUUUAUGACCCAUGGAACAUCUCCAAUAUUGGAUGGUAUAAGAAAGAUGUGAAACUUUCGGAACAAGAUGUGAAAGAUGUAGGAACGCAGUUGCGCCCCGCAAUCCCAGUCGGACUGAAACAAGUAAACGGAACAUUCGACCUUCAUAUAACGGCAGAGGAGAAUGGCACUUAUGUCUGCGAAAUAAAGGACAAAGUCACAAACAAGAAUAUACAAGGAGAGAUCGACGUCAUCGUCUACGACAAACCUAAGAUAGUUGCGUUCAACGCUUUACCAAUAAACACGACACAGAUCUACAUAAAUUGGACUGUGAACAACUACAAUUCGCCCGUCGAAAUGUAUUCGUUAUUUAUACGUGAAAGCCCUUCAGAGAAUUUUAACUUUUAUACGUUAGAGAAGAUAGGUUCUAAAAACACUUCUUUUGUUAUCAAUAAUUUAAAUAAAUCUACCGAGUAUCAAUUGAAAUUGGAAGUCAAGACUAAGGGCUGGACAGCUACAGGAUUAUAUGUGGGCAAGAGCACAGUGAAGACUUUGGAUAAAGAACCGGUGUUUGUACCGAAGAUAUCUAUAAAUGGUUUUUCGGCUACGUCUGUGACUAUUGGAUGGCCACCUCCGCCAGAAGAUAUAGCUGCUCUAAUUCAUUACUACCAUUUGGAGGCGAGGAAGAACGAUGAAAAUAAAACACACGAAGCAUAUCAUCCACGUGACAGUAGGAAUCUACCGUAUAUGUUUGGCCAGUUGGAUCCCCACAGCACUUAUAUUUUUCGGGUGCGUGCUUGUUCGGAAUUUACUCGGAAACAAUGCGGACCGUGGUCAGACAAGAUGGAAGCAGCUACCCUCGACGGUAUACCAGGGAAACCGAGCAAUGUUCACGUCAACUGCGACGGUGGAUACAUGAACAUAACUUGGGAUCCACCAGAGAAGCCUAAUGCUGAGAUCAAAGGGUAUACGAUGGAACUAACAGGCAAUGCCACGUAUAGAGAUCGUUACGGCACCAAGAAGGAAGACAUGUGGGGUCCACUGUCUAGGUUCACUACCAACGAUUCUAGGAGCGCCAGAUUCGACGACUUACAACCGAACAGCAAUUACACAGUUCGUCUGAGUGCAAUGACUCGUACUAGAAGACGGGGCGAGGAGGAAACCCGGCACUGUGAAACACCGCCUCAUGCGCCCGAUGCGCCACCUAGACCACGCUGGAGAAAGAUUCUAGAAAAUAACAAAUACAUGUUCAAAAUGUAUCUGCCGAGAAUAACGGAGAGAAACGGUCGUAUUUGCUGCUACAGAGUACAUAUGGUGCGAAUGUUACCUAACGUCGACUGGAAGAAUCUACCUCCACCCAAAGACAUGAGUGUCAUAGAUUAUGAUGACGCGCAUAACCGUCCACAACCGACGUUAGGCGGUUACAUAACGGACAUAUUUUCCAAUGAUAAAUUCCCAUCUGACUCUGAACUGAUAAUGGGUGACGGUAACUCCAUAUUCGAUAAGGAAGAUCCCACACUCAAGAGCAAGGCGUGCCGCCGCUGUUUGCUACGGCCACGGAACAAUGCCCCUGAUUAUCUCAUCACCACAACUUCAACCACAACUAGCACAACCACGGUACCCACUACAACGGAAGAUGAUUUAUUGGAUGACUCCACAGCUGAUCCUAUAGAACCAGAGAAGACUCGCAGAUCUUUGGAGAGGUGA